This is a messenger RNA of Capsicum annuum, 1930 nucleotides long. RefSeq names its product coiled-coil domain-containing protein 22 homolog. Bases 225 to 1742 code for a protein of 505 amino acids. NCBI's taxonomy places the organism in Eukaryota, Viridiplantae, Streptophyta, Magnoliopsida, Solanales, Solanaceae. The transcript has 6 exons. Gene Ontology annotation, biological process: positive regulation of ubiquitin-dependent protein catabolic process. The record is from RefSeq and is a predicted model, not a curated record. Gene Ontology annotation, molecular function: cullin family protein binding.
GAAAAGAAUUUGUUCGAUUGUGCAAAGUCACUGAAAUAACUAAUACAAUUAUUACAAAGUCAUUGAGAUAACCAAUAGCCUAUUAUAGCUGUUCAAGAGACUUCACUUUAUUAACUUAAUAAAAUUGGAGGACCACUUGUCCCCUUUUUUAAUUGAAGACUUGUGAGGUCUAUGGGCUCAUUUUUCUCGAUCUAAAGCCCUGUGAAAAUCUUGAGAGGACAAAAAUGGAAGCAUCAGAAGAGAUUCUACUAAACUCAAUCGCCAGCUCCGGCGUGACAAUUCCGGCCGGCGUUUCGUCGGUGAAAGAUCUCACGCCGGCGACUUUAUUCUCCGUUUCCUCUCAGGCAUUACACCUCAUCGGCCGGCAGAACUCUCCGUUCCCGGCUUCCUUGCCGGAAAAUUCAGUUGCCGAUCGGUUAAAACUCUGCUCGGAACUUGCUUCCGAGUUCAAAUCCCUUGGUUUCAUCGGUGAUAUCAGCUUUCAUAAGUUCCUUUAUCCAUCUGAAGAGGACUUGUACGAGUUGAUCCGGUUCUUGGUUGGGAGGCUAUCUGAUGUUGAAGCUCGAAAAGAUGCAAUUAGAGAUUCUAAAAGACGCCUUAAGACUCCGAAGGAAAGUCUUGCUGAUGCUGGACUGCUGCCUCGUAAGGAACUUUCGGAGAGACAGAGUGAUCCAUUGAUGGUGACACAAACACCAGAGCAUUCAAACCAGGAAGAGUUUAAUAAUGAUGUUCGAAUACCUAUAGGUGGAGCUGACUCCAGCAAUGAGACAUCAAGUGGUGAACAAGACGUCCUAGAUUUGGUGGAGGGCGUGAGGAAGAGUUCUUUGAGGGACAAUUUUGAUCAUGGACAACAAUCAACUUCACCAUGGGUGCAUUUGAAUCAGAUGAACUGCAAGACAGAAACUUUACAAGACCAAAAGGAAAUGCUUGCGGAGAAGUCAGUCUCAAGCUCUGUUGAAUUACAAGAACUAGAAGAAAAGCUUGGUUUGUUGAAAGCGGCAGUGGAAAUGGCUUCUGAUGACAAACAUCCUAAUGACUUCUAUGUGAAUCAGCUUAACGAUCAGGUGAAAGCAAAAAGGGAAAAAAUUGUUGAAAUGGAGACUGAGUGGAUUGAUAAAAGGAAGGCCCUUGAGCAGAAGAAACAUUCUCUGGAGGAAAACUUAAGAACAACAGAACCCGAGGCCUAUGUAAAAUAUAAAAAGGUGGAAGAGAUUGAGUUGAAGCUGGAGUCUGUAUUAGCCGAAAACAAACGAAGAAAGGACGAACUCAUUGUACUUGCAGCCAAGGCUGAGAAGCAGCCCAAAUUGCAACCUAGGAGAACCUACAUUCAGCGCGUUGAAGAGAUCACCAAAAACAGCCGGAAGCAGGAUGCUGACAUAGAAAGAAUAUUGAAAGAAACAAGGGAGCUACAGUUGGAGAGCAACUCUGUUCAAGAACGUCUUAAUCGAACUUAUGCAUUGGUGGAUGAGACAAUGUUCAGGGAGGCAAAAAAGGACCAAGUGGCACGACAGGCUUACAGGAUAUUGACUAACAUCCAUGAAAGCUUUGAACAAAUAGCUGAAAAUCUACUUGCAACAGAUAGAGUCCGACGACAAGUGACUGAUUAUGAAGGCAAACUUGCAACUAUGGCAUCUCGAAGUGUUGAUAUUGACAAGCUGAAAGCAAAUCUUGAAACCAUCACGAGGGAAAAUGAUCUUCUUGAAAAGAAAUUGUCCAAUGAUUCAUCACAAAAUGUAGGGUAGAACGAUUGGAGUUGAUUGGAUCAGUUAAAAUGAAUAUUGUUAACUCUUUGGUCACAUUUUAUGCUGUAAUGUUCUGAUAACACACGCACACACACACAUAGAUCUACCGAUAAAUUUUAUGUGGAAUUCAUUGCCAAGUGAUAUGAUGCUGCAAUAUCUUGAUGAUAUUGAAACUUGUUCUUGUUGUA